Messenger RNA from Bactrocera dorsalis (oriental fruit fly), 2408 nucleotides. RefSeq names its product putative nuclease HARBI1. The record is from RefSeq and is a predicted model, not a curated record. Bases 1179 to 1868 code for a protein of 229 amino acids. The transcript is spliced from 4 exons. Lineage: Eukaryota; Metazoa; Arthropoda; Insecta; Diptera; Tephritidae.
UUUUCAAGGUCCCUUAUAUCGAACACGAAAAACUCAGUGCCUAACCUAACCUAACCUAAUUUUUCACCGAAAAUAUCGGUAAAUCUCUCAGAAUUUAAUUCUAAAUAAUUUUACAGCAAAAUAAAAAAAUAUGUAAAUGACGGAUAAUGAAAUCUCGAUUAUCACUUUAUUGUGCGAGAGUAUAAAAUGUUCGGUGACACCCGAACUUAGCCCUUCCUUACUUGUGAUCGUUCAUUUUAUAUGGCAGCUAUGUGCUAAGCCAGUUCGAUUUGAAUAAUUUCUUCAGAUAUUUUUAACUUUGCCUUUGAAAAUAAUCUGAGUCAAAUUUCGUGAAGAUAUCGUGCCAAAUAAAAAAGUUUGCCAUACAAGAACUUUGUAUUGAGUAAAUAAGUUUGUAUGGCAGCUAUAACCUAUAGUGAUUCGAUUACGACGAUUCUGAUGAAUGAGUGACAUAUUGAGGAGAAACAGACCUGUGCAAAUUUUCAGCUUGUUUUCAAGUGUUUUUAAGACAAAAUCCGCAAAUUUUCGACGGUGGUUCAAUGCUUCAGUUCUUGAGGGAGUACAAUUUUAUACGGAUCCAAACGCAAAAUCUGUCAAGUGGUGGUUUGAGAUAGUACCAAGUCUUGAGAACGUCUUGAAAUCGACAAAUUUCGUGUUUAGCAACACUUGCCUGAACGGCAGCAAUAUCUUCAUAACAUCGAGAGAUUCUUUGCCUUAUUGAUACUUGAACAUGGUGUAAAUAAAGUGUACAUACGCUCAAAAUUUUUAACACUUUGACGAAUAGCGAGCACAGGUGGACGAUUAUUACAAGCACAGAAAGGAAAAAGCGCACGAAAAUUCCAAGUGGAGAACGAUUAUCUUAAUAAUAAAUAACAAAUAGUUUGUAAAUGUUGUUCUUGAGUAUGUCUCUCCAUGAUGAAAUUGUAAACAUUACUGCAUACAGAGGAAAAACCAUUACAGGUCAUGACAUAUUAGAAAUGGCCGGAAUGACACUUAGAAAUUAUAUCAUCCCUAUUGGAAAACCCGGUAUAUAUUUAAAUAUUUAGUUUAAAUGCUUACGGCCGUAUUAUUGACAAGUUUGAAAACUAGUUUAAUGUGAAAACUGGUUUAAUAGGCUAUUUAAAAACUAGUUUUGAGAAGUUUGGUAUUAUUCACUGUAGUUUUGGGGAAAAAAUGAAAUGGCACGUCGAGCAGCACUAUAUGAAAUGGGAAUAGCCGAUUUCUUAGCGGAUGAGGACGAUAACACCAAUUCCAACUCUGACGAAGAAUAUGAAGCCGUUCGCCCUCAUCGACCAUAUACACUACGAGCCCACGCAGUAGUUGAUGAAUGGGACGAUGUGGCCUUUCAUCAGCGAUUCCGAAUGAAAAAGACCACUUUUCGGCGCCUGGUAGCAUUGGUGGAACCGAACAUGGUAACGAAGCCAGGGAGAUGCCGUUCUCUCACCACUGAGCAGAGAGUUUUGAUUCUGCUGCGCUUUCUGACGGCUGCCAGCUUUGAGCAGAAUGCUGCAGAUUUAGUGCGUGUGUCUCAGCCAACUGUCGGUCUGAAUUUGCCAAUUGUGUGCGAUGCGUUGCUCAAUUAUUUUACCGAAUUUAUUCGGAUGCCACAGACAUCGUCGGAGCGACAAGCGGCAGCACUCGCAUUGCAUUCUCUCGCUGGUUUUCCGCGGACUAUCGGAGCAAUAGACUGCACCCACAUCAAAAUAUUAUCGCCAGGAGGUUUGCAGGCCGAAACAUUCCGCAACAGAAAAGGGUACCUUUCUCUCAAUGUUCAAACGGUUUCUUCUGCCGAUUUGAAGAUUUUGGAUAUUGUUUUUGGAUAUUGUAUUGUUUUGUUUUUGUUAUUUGGCCACACCAUACACCAUUAGUCAUCCAGGAUUGGCUACUAACCCAAUCAAGCGUGUUUACCAAGCCUCUCUGAUACGCACUCGGAACGUAGUGGAGCGUAUGUACGGCGUAUUGAAACGUCGCUUUCCAGUACUUCGGCAUGGAUUAAACGUAUCAUUACCCACCGCUCAAAAACUAAUUAUUGCCGCUGCAAUUUUGCAGAAUCCCGGGCCAGCGCGAUAUUUUUUUCCCUAGUAUAGGUUGACAGCUGCAACCAACUGUCAUCGGCUCGUCUUAUACUAAGCUCAGUUUCUAUAUAGCAGUCGAGCUGUGAACACGUGUUAUAACCUCUCUGCGACAACAAAAAGAAAUUCGACACUCCGAAAGUUUUUUUCAACUCUGUAUACAGUUGAUUUUUUUCACAUUUUUCAAUAAAUUCAUCCAGUCAUUAUGCCUCGGUACUAUCCCAAACAAGAGAAAAUUGUUGAUUUCGACAACAUUUUGGAGGCGAUCAAGUCGGUGAAAAUACAUCACAACAGCGUUCGACAAUCUGCGACGGCACACAAAAUUCCGAGGACCAA